CGCUGCCCUCAGUUCUGCGUGUAAGAUUCUGCCGGCUUGUUCUCCCCAGUUCUCCUCUCCCCGGUCCUCCCCCCAAUACCCGGACAUGGUGGUCGUGGGAGCCUCCAAAGUCAUCUUCAUCCCUGGAAACCAGUGCGAUCAGAGCGAUUGCAACUCCCUGACGUCCAUCAUGUUACCCAUCCACAGCCCGUCCAGCCCGGAGUCCGCCAGCGGCGACAUCCCUGCGAGGAAGCGGCAGCGGCUGACCCAUCUGAGCCCGGAGGAGAAGGCGCUGAGGAGGAAAUUGAAGAACAGAGUAGCAGCCCAAACCGCACGUGACAGGAAAAAAGCCAGGAUGAGCGAGCUUGAGCAGCAAGUCUUGGAUCUGGAGAUCGAGAAUGAGAAACUCCUGCUCGAAAAUGAACUUUUACAAGAAAAGUCACAUGCCUUGUUGACUGAAAACCAAGAGCUACGACAGAGAUUGGGCCUUGAUGCCCUGGAGGUGAAAGAGGAAGAAGUUGAGGUUCUGACACAGUCCAGAGAAGAUGAGGUCAGGCCGGUGACCGGGUCCGCUGAGUCCGCAGCACUCAGACUACGUGCGUCUGCAGCAGGAGCAGGCCCAGGUGUCCCCGAACUUGACCAUGUCUGCAUGGAUUCUGACAGCCCUGAUUCUUCAGACUGUGAGUCUGAUAUCUUGCUGGGCCUAUUGGAAAGCCUGGACCCAGACAUGUUGCUCACCUAUGAAGAAGACUUAUCAUGGAACCAGCAAGAAGCUAGGGGAGUCGAAUCUGAUUCCAUAUCCUCCACCCCAUCUUUUCCUUUGGGGACCCCAUCAAUCAAGCUGGAGGCCAUUAAUGAACUGAUCAAGUUUGACCACGUCUACACAAAGCCUCUUUGCUCCGAGGAAGACUCCGAGCUAGGAAUUGAGACCAGCGUUGUUAUUAAAACGGAGGAAGCAUCCUUUAAUCCUUGUGUUGUCCCCAUCGGCGCGAAGGAGGAGUUGCAAGAAAAGGAAGUCCCAUCUAGCAUUGACACACAGAUCUUUUUGAUCUCUGCUGAAAACAUUGUGGAAAAACCAGCAAGUCUUCUGGAGACAGGCAGUGACUCUGGAUAUGAGGGCUGCACAUCACCCUUCAGUGAUAUGUCCUCUCCUUUGAACUCUGAUCAAGUAUGGGAGGACACUUUUAACACUGAACUUUUCCCUCAGCUUCUCAAUGUCCAAAUGCACCAGUCCUGUUCUCCCUCCCCUCUUGAUGACCCCACUCUCUUCUGGAAUCCCAGCCCAGACUUUGAUGAUGAAUCCUUCUAAACACCUUUCUGCGUUCUCCAACUGCCACAAACAGACUAUUAUUUAUCUUCAUAUCGGCUUGUAUUUUUAUGAUAAAGAUUAUAUUACUAAAGUAUUGUAUGGUUCAAAUUCCAAGCGCAACAAGUAUGUGCCAUUCUACCGCUUUAUUAAUGAAGUGCGCUUGUAAAACCCAUUCUGACCUCUAUGUGAGUUCCCAACGAUUUACUGAAAAUGUUGUAAUGUCUAGUAGACUGUGGCGUUUGCCCUAGAGGGCUUAUCGAUGGUGGCUGAUUCCGGCGAGGUUUUUCUCUAGUACCAGCUGUAAUACAAGUUCUUCAUGCUGUGGAAGUUUAUCUCAAUAUCUAGCCACAUCUAAUCUCUGAAAAGUACAGCACUUGCAGUUUUCCUGAUGAGCAGCUUGAUAGGUUAGCUGGUUACUUGCUAAGAGAACUUCCCUAGUAAGAAUUGUUUCGAGCCUGCUGACAUUUUAGUCCUCCAGAUUAUUCAGGAGAACGUACAAAUAUCACAUUAUUGCCACUGCCUGACAAUGGAGAAAAUGUAGCAUGUGGUCACUGCAUCAAUCUAAAACCUGGGACCAACCUGCCAGCGCCACCGGGACACCAUCUAGUUAACGUGUCAGCAUAGAGUGUGGCUUAAUAAGGAAACAUAUUGGGUGUUAUUCCUAAUGUUAACAUUUCAUACAGAUACAAUCUGUAUACAAGAAAUGGGCAUUUUACUUUUAAUCCCAAUACUUUAUUUUAUUUUUUUUAUUCCCCAUUUGUUGCCUUCUUGUCAAAGGCAGUUUUUACUUUGUACAAAUAUGUUCUUUGUAUAUAGAUUGGUUCUGCAAUAAGGGGUAGUAAGCUUUUACUGAAAGUCAGCUAUGUAAAGUUCAGUUACCCCUCCCCAGCU
Messenger RNA from Bufo bufo (common toad), 2179 nucleotides. RefSeq names its product X-box binding protein 1 (gene XBP1). Gene Ontology annotation, molecular function: DNA-binding transcription factor activity, RNA polymerase II-specific; RNA polymerase II transcription regulatory region sequence-specific DNA binding. The record is from RefSeq and is a predicted model, not a curated record. Gene Ontology annotation, cellular component: nucleus. Lineage: Eukaryota; Metazoa; Chordata; Amphibia; Anura; Bufonidae.